AUGAACAUUCAGUCGCCGAUAUCCAUGGCCGGAGCUGGGCCUGCUGGAACUGGCAAGAUCCGGGUCAAGUUCCUAGUGGACAACGAGAAGAAAAAGGUGGUGUUUGCAGAGUCCGGGAAGGAGUUCGUGGACGUGCUCCUCAGCUUCCUCACUCUGCCUCUGGGCACCAUUGUUCGGCUGCUGGGCAAGGAGUCAUCUCUAGGCUGCUUCGAUGAGUUGUAUAAGAGCGUGGAGAGCCUUGACGCGAGCCAUUUCCAGACCAAGGCGUGCAAGAACAUGCUGCUCAGGCCCCUCAGCGCUGCCGGGAAGUUGUGCGAGGAUCUUGUUGUCAGGAUUGACGACACGAACCACAGGGCAAUUAGGGUUUGCAGGCAGCCUAAGUGCGUCACUGAUACGCUUUACUAUAGUUCAGUUCGAGAUGUGCCGUGCGGGCAGUGUGGGGAAUCCUUGGUCCUUUGGUCGAGUUGGACCAAGGGAGACAGGGAAGCCAAAGAUGAUGGGGUUUUUGUAAGAGGUGGGAUGAGCUAUGGCAUUACAGAUGAUCUGCAAGUUGUGCCUGCUGAUACGGACAAUCUCAUGUUGCUCUUACGUGACUUGGGAGUUGAGGACGUAGACAUCCUUGAAGAGAAGACAUUGGAACUUGGCUUGGAGGAGGUUAGUACUAAUUGA
Miscanthus lutarioriparius is the source of this 669-nucleotide messenger RNA. NCBI's taxonomy places the organism in Eukaryota, Viridiplantae, Streptophyta, Magnoliopsida, Poales, Poaceae. The record is from the annotation of a GenBank genome assembly.